Messenger RNA from Rodentolepis nana, 258 nucleotides. Lineage: Eukaryota; Metazoa; Platyhelminthes; Cestoda; Cyclophyllidea; Hymenolepididae. The record is from the annotation of a GenBank genome assembly.
GGCCCUGUGAUUGACCUUACUCAGGCCUUGAUGGAACUGGAAAUGAAUAAGAAAGCUGAUAGCCCUGAUGGUGAUAGUCAACUAGAUGGCACUCAAGGUACGAAAUUCCAUCAUCGGCCACCUACCAGCUCAGGAGCUCGAAACAUGCAGGACUCAAGUUUCGCACUGAGUGGAUCUCAAUUUGACGAUAAAAUGCCCUCUCGCACAUCAACACGCACAAUGCAACCCCCCGGGGGGAAAUCCACUUCCCUUUGGUAG